Molecule: messenger RNA, 1448 nt
Organism: Emericellopsis atlantica
Lineage: Eukaryota; Fungi; Ascomycota; Sordariomycetes; Hypocreales; Bionectriaceae
Product: beta-lactamase/transpeptidase-like protein
Exons: 1
Coding region: 68-1261 (397 amino acids)
Source: RefSeq, a predicted model, not a curated record
AACCUCGGCUGGUCUCUUCCAUACAUGCACGAGGUAGCUAAUCUCCAUUCCUGUACUAUCUACCACAAUGACUCAGAUCUUUGGUCACUGUGACCCCCGGUUCUCCAAGCUUCGCGACUUGAUGCAACAGUUCAUCGCGUCCGGGCAAGAUAUAGGGGCCAGUCUGUGCGUGAACAUUAAUGGCGACGAAAACGUAGUGGACAUAUGGGGGGGCUGCGCCGACCCAUCGACCGAGAAGCCCUGGGAAAAGGACACCAUUGUCAACGUCUUCUCGACAACGAAACUCGUCACCAACCUGGCGGCUCUUAUGCUGAUUUCACGUGGCCUGCUCGGUCCCGACGACAAGGUGGCCCAUCAUUGGCCUGAGUUUGCGGCCAACGAAAAGUCGGACAUUACGGUUGGCCAAGUGCUAGCCCACACAGCGGGCCUCAGUGCGUGGCAGGACGAUAUGACGCUGGAGGACUUGUGCGACGCCAAAGGGGCGACGGACAAGCUGGCGCGUCAGGCAACGCUAUGGGCGCCCGGGGCCGCGAUGGGAUACCAUGGCGUGUCGCAAGGGUUCCUCGUCGGUGAGCUGGUGCGAAGGAAGACGGGCAUGUCCAUUGACGAGUUUGUGACAAAGGAGAUUUGCCGGCCACUAGGCACCGGGACGGACUUUCAGCUUGGAUGUCGAAAGGAGGACGGGAACCGAGUGGCCCCCGUCGUGCCUCCACCGGGACCUUCCAUCCAGGAGGCACUUGAGCAGAUGGGAUGUGAGCCAGACUCGAUCACCAUGCGCACGUUGUGUAACCCCCUACUCCGCGCUGAGGACGCCAAUAGUGCGCUCUGGAGGUCUAGCGUUUUGGGCUCGGUCAACGGCCACACGAACGCGAGGGCCUUGGUCAAGAUCCUCUCCUGCUUCUCGCUUGGCGGCACAUGUGCAGAAGAUGGUCAUCGCCUGCUGUCGACGGAGACCGUGGAGCUGGCACUCACGGAGCAUGCGAGCGGGGUGGAUGUGGUCACAGGGCGUCCCGGGAGGCGCGGACUGGAGAUAUACCUCACCGGGCCUGGAUCGGGAAUUGUCGAAGGCAAGCUGCCAGAGGGCAGUGUUGGCUGGGGUAGCGGAUGGGGCGGUUCGAUUGUGGUGAUGGACCGGGACAGGAAACUUACCAUCGCAUAUGCCAUGAACAGAAUGCUGAGUGCAGAGCAUCCUUCCCCGGCAGCGUUUAUUAAGACGGUUAAGACGGCGUAUGAGAUACUUAGAGUCCCUCUAGCUGCCUAGACCAUCUUCAACCAUCUCAGGUCUAAGUGGGCGGUACAGGUUGCAUCUACUUCAGUGACAAAUCACAUCAAGUGGGCUUUACGUUUGCCAACACACAUGCUGGGCUGUGAGGUCAGAGGGAAUCCAUUUUACAGCUUCCCCUAAAGGGACUGGAGUUUUGACACAAUCUCUCUGGCCAUCUUCCCAU